Molecule: messenger RNA, 402 nt
Organism: Danaus chrysippus (African queen)
Lineage: Eukaryota; Metazoa; Arthropoda; Insecta; Lepidoptera; Nymphalidae
Source: the annotation of a GenBank genome assembly
AUGGCGUAUUUUGUAAUACUUUCUUUGCUCGCUGUUGUAUUAGCCUUCGACACUGAUAGACGCUGCUUGCUCCAUGCCGGAAGAUGUGUAUCCCACUGCCCUAGGAACAUGUACCCUUAUCACACGAAGUGCGACGGACAGACGAUAUCACAAAGGACCUGUGAUAGGCCCAAUGUUUACGUCCUGGGAUAUACUUGCGGCUGGUCACGUUGUGAUUGCGGUGGCGACGAUGUUCUCGACGAACAGACAAACACUUGUAUGAAAUUACAUGACUGCCCGAUUUAUCCUACCAAACUGCCGAGAUCAAAUUCUGUUACCGAACGCCGCCGUAGCGGACAAAACCGUUAUCGCGUGUCGAAGAGAAUCAAGAUACCUAAAGAGGAUAUUGAUGAAUUGCCAUAA